Molecule: messenger RNA, 4932 nt
Organism: Scleropages formosus (Asian bonytongue)
Lineage: Eukaryota; Metazoa; Chordata; Actinopteri; Osteoglossiformes; Osteoglossidae
Gene: smg5
Product: SMG5 nonsense mediated mRNA decay factor
Exons: 22
Coding region: 427-3741 (1104 amino acids)
Biological process (GO): nuclear-transcribed mRNA catabolic process, nonsense-mediated decay
Cellular component (GO): telomerase holoenzyme complex
Molecular function (GO): telomerase RNA binding; protein binding; telomeric repeat DNA binding
Source: RefSeq, a predicted model, not a curated record
CUCUGCAGUUCUCGCGGUACUCCAGCGGGUCGAUGCCUCGGCAGUAAUGGCCGCACUCGGAACGAUGCCUGAAACAGGGAACGACACAAGAAACAUACCGGGGCCUGAUAGCUGACCAAGAAUAAACUGAAGGAUUCGCGCGUUGCCUCCCCUCCCCGACUGGUGAACGGAUGGGCAGGGGCGGCCGAGCCCUAGCGAUAUAAGCAGCGAAAGAGAAGGCCAGGUCGAGCGACUGUGCUGCUGGGUAGACGAGAAGGAGCAGUUACAGCGACUCACGACUGAGCCGCCGAGGAAAUCGAGAGAGAGCCGCCGAACGGGCAGAGCGGGGUAAGGGGAGGGUAGGGGGUGGGAACACAAGACACGGACAGUGGACAUCCGACGACGGGCUUGGACACGCCGGCGCGGACCCCCCGAACUGCCGCUAUUAUGAGCGGACCGGGCCAGGACAGCGAGCCGGAGGCGAAAGUGCUGCACAUUAAGCGCCUGUACAGGGCUGUGGUGGAAUCUGUUCACAAGCUGGAUGCCAUCAUCAGCAACAAGUCAUCGUACAGAGAGGUCUUCAAGCCCGAGAACAUCAGCUUACGGAACAAACUGCGAGAGCUCUGUGUGAAGUUGAUGUUCCUCCACCCAGUGGACUACGGCCGUAAGGCUGAGGAGUUGCUAUGGAGAAAGGUUUACUACGAGGUCAUCCAGGUCAUUAAAACUAACAAAAAGCACAUUCAUAGCCGCAGUGCGCUGGAGUGUGCUUACAGGACUCACCUCAUUGCUGGCGUGGGAUUCUACCAGCACCUCCUGCUCUACAUUCAGUCACAUUACCAGCUGGAGCUUCAAGACUGCAUUGACUGGACACACGUCACGGACCCCCUCAUUGGUCGAAAAAAGCCAGUAUUGGCUACUGCCAAAGAGAUGGAGUGGGCCCAGAUGGCUUGCCAUCGCUGCUUAAUGUACCUGGGAGACUUGGCACGGUACCAGAACGAACUGGCAGGAGUUGAGGCUGAACAGCUGGCAGAACGUUUCUACCACCAGGCCUUGUCUGUUUCCCCCCAUGUUGGAAUGCCAUUUAACCAACUUGGCACACUAGCUGGGAGCAAGUUCUACAAUGUGGAAGCCACCUACUAUUAUCUGCGUUGCAUACAGUCAGAGACACCAUUUGAGGGGGCCUAUGGGAACUUGAAGCGUCUGUUCGACAAGGCAGCCAAGAUGUAUCACCAGGUGAAGAAGCAGGAGUUGAAGAGGCUCUCGCCCACACGACAGAGGUCAAGAGAUAUCAAGCGUCUUCUGGUGAGCUUUAUGUAUCUGCAGAGCCUGUUGCAGCCGAAGAACAGCCUCCAGGAGACAGAGCUAACUUCCCUUUGCCAGUCUGUGCUGGAGGACUUCAACUUGGUGCUCUUCUAUCUGCCCACACCAGCACACAGCAGUUCAUUGGCCAAUGAGGAGGAAGGAGAGCAUGACACUGGCUGCUCCUUUCUUCCUGAUGCUCUGGUUUUCAAGAUGGCGGUCACUUGCCUCAUGGUGGUACACAGCCUUAAGAAAGGAGGAUCAAAACAGUGUAGUGCAUCCAUUGCCUUCACACUGGCUCUGUUCUCCCACCUCAUCAACCAUGUCAAUGUCCGCCUGCAAGCUGAGCUAGAGGAUGGGGAGGGUGAAGUACCUCCUCUCCACGCUGACAAUACAGAUGACCCAGAAACCAGAGAGACAACAUUCCCAAUGGACUCAGAGGAAAGGGCCCUGCAGAACGGCACUGAGGGAGAAGAUGAGGAAGAUGGCGGUGAUGAGAACCUGUUAGAAGAGGGUGAAAACCAUGCAAUGCAAAGAGAGGGUGAGAAAAAGAGUAGUGAGGGCAAGAUGGAGGAGAAGCAGAAACAGAAGAAGAAGUAUUCCCGCCUCUGUAUGCUGCGUCGGCGGCGUUGUGCUCGCAAGGAGGAUGACAGCGAUUUGAGUGAGGGGUUUGAGAGCAAUGAAGAAGACGACGACGAGGAGGGGGGACCAGCAGAGGGCAUGGGGGCUACAGGACUGCCAGUUAGUGGCUCCUCUCUUGAAAAGGAGGGCAAGUGUGGGCACCUCGAGGAAGGAAACUGGGCGAGUGGCUCUGAGGAUGAGGAAGAGGAGGAAGAGGAGGGGGGCACUGCAUUUGAUAUGGAGACAGAUUCUGACAUGAACAGCCAAGAGUCCCGUUCUGACCUCGAAGAUAUGGAGGACUCGGACAGCCUACAUCAAGAGCAGCCUCAGUCCUCUCCCCCACCCCCACCUCUCCGGGAGGAGGGCUUCACCCCGCCAACAACCAAUGGCCCUCUGCUGCCCAAUGAUCCCAGCAUCACCAGUAACCUGCAGGCUAUGUCCUCUCAGCUCUUUCAAGCCAAGCGCUGCUUCCGGCUGGCUCCCACUUUCAGCAACAUGUUGCUACACCCCCAGCCUGCUCCACAACCCAUUCCUGACUCUUCGGCCUCUGAGGAGAUGAAGGCACCACAGGCAGGGGUGCCCCGCACCACUAGCCCCAGCACAGCUAAUGGAACCAAUGACAAUGGCAAGACACCAUGUCCGCUUACACCAGAAGAUGAAUCAGAUUCUGAAAGCAGUGUACACAGUAACCAGUCAUGUCGCAGUGAAAAGACUCUUUCAGAACGACUGGAAAUUCUCACCAAUCAGGGCCUUAUAUUAGUUGUGAAAGUUUUUGUGGAUUGGCUGAGAACAAAUACUGACAUCAUUGUUAUGUGUGCACAGAGUUCUCAGAGCCUGUGGAACAGACUGUCUGUAUUGCUCAACUUACUUCCUGAUGGCAGCAAGAUUCUGGAGGCAGACCUGGGAUUUGAACAGGAUGUGAUAGAGCUGCUGAACGAGUGUGAACAUCCUAACCUGACUCAGACCGUGCUGCUUCCUGAAGACCUGGCUCUGCGCAACCUUCCAGCCCUCAGCAUGGCUCACCGGCGCCUCGACUUCACUCGUGAGAGGCCAGCUCUCAGUCCCUUGCAGGAGUGUGUGGUGCGGCUGUGCUGCAUCCGCAGCUUUGGCCACUUUCUCACUAAUCUUCAGGGCAAUGUGUUGCACUUCAACCCGGAGGCAGGCAUUUUCACCAGUAUCAGCCAGUCAGAACAGGAGAACUUGGUUCAACAGGCAAAGGCCCAGUUUCGUAUGGCAGAGGAGGAGGCUCGCCGCAACCGGCUGAUGAGGGACAUGGCCCAGCUUCGCCUACAGUUGGAAGUGUCCCAGUUGGAAGGGAGCCUGCAGCAGCCCAAAGCUCAGUCCUCCAUGUCCCCCUACUUGGUGCCUGAUACAGCCGUCCUCUGCCAGCACCUUGGCCUGCUAAGACAGCUGGCCAGCAGUGGCUGUUUCAUUAUCAUCAUCCCACGCACAGUGAUUGAUGGUCUUGAUGUGCUAAAAAAAGAGAAUUCUGGUGCAAGAGACGGAAUCCGAUUUCUGGAAUCAGAAUUUCGUAAAGGCAACAGGUACAUCCGCUGCCAGCGGGAGUCAGGGAGAAGUUUUGAAAGAGACAAACUUAAACGACAGGACACUGAAGCCUGGCACUUGUACAAGAUGGUGGACAGCUGCCGCCAGCUGACAAUGUCUCAGAACAAUGGAGAGGAAGACACUACUGGUAUGGUCACAAUUCUGACUGGACACUCAGUGGAGGACCUCCCAACUCGCUCUGCAGCCAUGAAGUCUGCUGUCCAGGCAGUGGCUGCAGCAGGCAUGGAACUGAAGAACAUCCAGGAGUUCUACCGGCAGUGGAAGGAGAUUGGCUGAAGGUGGGAAGGAACAUGGUCGGCAAGGCAGUCAGCUGAUCACUCUCACUCACUCACUCCCUCUCUCUCCCACUCUUUUGCUCUGUCUGUAUCUGCGUCUUUGGGAAACAUAACUGGAGAAAGAGUGGAGAAAGUGUGACAGUGGAGAGUAAGGAAGGCAAGCAACAUGGGCAUGGGUCUAAGAAAAGAUCAGCAGAUCCCCCCCAUUACAACCAAAGGAAGCGACUCCAAUCAUUUGGGGGAAAAGAAGGCAGUGGGAGGAAAAACAACAAUAGGUGCCUCCGGUACACAUUAUAAUGAGGUAUAUACUGUAUAUGAAUAAAUAAGUAUAUACAUUUUGAGAGAGAAAUGCCCACACACCAACACACACACACAAAUAUAAAUACACACUUAGAAACAUGCUUUUGGAUUUUUGUUUCUUUUUCUUAAGAUCUUGUUGGGAUGAGGAGACAGCCUAGAACAGUCUGGGUUUAACUUGCAUGGCGCAUUAGCCUGGGUUGUGGUGAUAACCUGGCAGAAUGACAUCUACCUUUAAAAAAAAAAAAAAAAAAAAAAAAAAACAAAAAAAAAAAAAUCCUGCACCUGUUCAGGUUUCAGUCAAGCCCAAUAAAGAGUAGCUUUUAAAGGGUUAAGAAGCAGAGGUUUCAGUUUGGUGGAUGUACACUUAUUUGGGAUUGUUUUCUUUCCUAUGUGGUAUUUUUUUUUAUUUAAUUUUUUCCCCCAUGUUCCUUUGUGACCGGUGAUUAACAUAUUGUGCUAAUAUGUGUAUAAGGAGGAGUUGUAAAAUGAUUGGAUUUUGCCCUGGCUUUUUUUUUUGUAUGUUGUACUGUAAACUUGCUUUUCCAAGAUCUGAUAAGGAAACAUUGACAACGGUCAUAGGGGUCCAUGUCUUGUUUCUGCACAAUGUAGUAGACCCCCUUUAUGAAAAAUCCUGCCAUGGUCAGUGAAGGAUGGCUUGAGUCUUUUUUUUUUUUUUUUUUUUUUGCUAGUUUCUCAGUACAGGGCCGUGGAGUAGCUUGACCAGACUGCUCUGGCACUGCUGUCCCAACAAAUUUGUCAAUGCAACUGUAUGAGGACUUUAGGCCCCAACUGUGUGGACCCAUCUCCCCAUUCAUUCAUUCAUCCAUUCACUUGUCCAUGGCUCUGUCCCAUCAUGCACUGUGCAGACAAAUCCAAUAAGUGUGUGGCCACA